UUUUUCCACAUCAAAUGUGAACAAGUAGUGAAUUCCAACAUCUAAACAAUGGCAAUGGCAUUGUGUAAUGGUAAGCUUUUAGCAACAAUUACUUAGAGAGUAAACACCCAAGUUGCACAAAAAUGCCUUUAAAAGUAAGCCAUUCCUAACAUAUAUCACAUUACUACUCUGCAAAAACACCUCCUUAAAACUAGCAGUUUUAAUCAACAAAACUGUUUAUUGCGCACAUUUGGAGGCUAAAUCAAGUAUAUAAUUAUCGGAUUGCAUUAUCGGUUGAAUUUCGUUUUAUCUGGAUUAUCUGUGUGACGUCAUAAAUGCCAUUAUCGGCCAAUAAUUAUCGGUGACCGAUAUUAUCGUCUAAUUUAUUAUAAUAAUUACUUUGAAUCCUCGACCAAAUCACUCUUGAGUCACUUCUGACUGCUUGUAAGCAGUAAAACCUUCGUCGUAUUUCUCCCAAAAUCAGGCGUUAGAACGCAGCAUGUGUUUGAAUUUAUCACAGUGAAAGCCAACUCAACGUUCUGCCUGGGUCAGCCACCUACGGGAAGGUGUGGCGGUGUGGUCAACUGAUGGUGGAGUCUGUGUAUUCCAUUUUUUUCAACUGCUAGCACUCUAUCUAAUAAGAUGAAAACUGGUUUGCUUAGUGGAAUAUUGACUCUCACUGGGUAUGACGAAGUACAACAGACCUAAGCCGUUUCGGACCUGGACGCUGAGAGCAAGCUGACGUGUCACUUCCGGGCUCCGUGGCAGAAACACCGGAACCACCUGCGCCCGGCCACGCGGCCGCCAUGCGUCCAGGACCUGCACAGGGACGCCCACCUUUGGGAACUUCACGCAGUGGGUCAAAGGCGGGAGCGCCGCAUCAGCAUCUCCAUCUCAGCCUUGCCGCCCAUGCCCUUGUAUCCGUCGACGCCCGUCACCUCCAGGAAAGCCAGGAAGGGGGCGCAAUUCACACCGUUCCAAAGCUCCCGUCCGCCCUCCCCCACCGAAUGUUGCCACUUCUCCCCCUGGAACAGAAAGACGGCGUCCUGUGACCUUGACUCGUCGCUGUCGCCUGGUCAGCGCUCCAAACUGUUCCCCGUCCCCAACACGCCCAGCACCUUGGACAAGCAGACCAACUGGUCCCGAGCGCUGCCUCUACCGACGCCCGAGGAGAGAAUGAAAUGCGACUCGCGGGUGGUCGCCUCAUGUGUCAUCCCCAUUAACGUGACCGGCGUGGGCUUCGACAGAGACGCCAGUGUACGCUGCUCGCUGGUCCACUCGCAGUCCCUGCUCCAGCGCCGUAGAAGGUUGAGAAGACGCCGGACGGUGGCCGGCGUUCCCAGGCAACUGCGCGACCUCGCCUUAGACUCCGACGGCUCCCCCGGCGAACGCAGCGUCAUCGUCCACGCCAGCUUGGACGACAGCCCAUCCAACGAGGACCUGGCGAGUCACCUCGUCACCAGAGACUCUGGCUGCCAGACCGAGGACUUCCUGAUCCCGGGGGCGCCUUCCCGCAGGAGGAUCCGCGCCCAGCGCGGCCACCAGGGGGCGGCGCUUUGCCUCUCCCGUUCGGCGGGCGACAUCGCCGACCUACUGGACGCGCCCGACGACGACUUCGCCGCCCAACUGCGGACGCGUAGCCUACCCCGAAACGGGAGCCGGGCCGGGAUGGACGAGGACGAAGCGGAGCUAGAGGAGUCUGCGUCGAAAGACGAGGACGAAAGCGGGGACGCCGGACGGCGGUCGGCGACGCCCGAGCGGGGAUGGGCGGAGAGGGCCCGGGCGCAGCUCCCGCGCUUGGCCGACAUGGGCAGCUGCGACAUGUCGUCCAGCUCCGACACCUUCGGCAGCCCCGUACACUCGGUGUCGGCUGCAGGAGUUCUGGGGGGCCCCGCGGACCACAAGGACGAGCACCAGUCCUCUAGCGGGAACUGGAGCGGCAGCAGCUCCGCUUGCCCCUCGCAGACCUCGGAAACCCUCGCCCCGGGGACCUCGCCGCUUGCCCGCUGCGACUCGGAGCUUUCCUUGAACGCCACCACCAAUGACCACUUCGCGACGGAUCCCUACGCCAAUGGGUUGAGGACCCAGAGGGCGGGCUCCUUUUCUUCAGCGGCUAUGGACAUUUUAGAAGAAGCAGGGGCUCCCGGGGAGAGCGAGUGGAGCUACUCGCGCCCGAACCGACCUCAGGACUUCAGCCCUGAGCCCGGCAGGGAGGCAGAGAGCAGUCUGGGCUGCCCCAGUUUCGCCAGCAUGGCCACCUGCGAUAGCACCUUCUCCGACAAGCCGCCCUCGGAGAAAGCCGACACGGUCUCGCACUACUCCGAGGACACGGAAGGUUACUACACCUCCAUGCACUUUGACUGCGGGCUGAAAGGCAGCAGGAGCUUCACGUACAUCUACUCGGACCACGUGACGCUUGGGCGCCGCUGCCUGUCUUUGAGGAAACCUAAAGCCAAACCGCACCCGCCCAGGCGCAGCUCUUCGCUAAGGACCAUACACUGCGAGGACGGUGGCCCCGAGGAUGCCGGGGUUCCCCCGUCUAAGGAGAAAAACCUGCGCUUGCUUUUUUCCGGCUCGUCGGGUCACGUCGCCAAAGAGCCGCCCCCAGCCUGGGGGCCGGAGGGAUCUUUUGGGCCAGCCGCGGACGCACGUUCCUUCAAGGGCGAGGGCGCCGUCCAGGCCGAUUACGCCGACUUGUGGCUCCUAAACGACUUGAGGUCCGGCGAUCCGUACCGGUCUUUGUCUAACUCCAGCACGGCCACCGGAACCACAGUGGUGGAGUGCGUCAGGUCGCAGGACGGCUCCGAGUCGCAGGCCUCUCGGUCGGGGUCCGGGGCCACCACGCCUUCGCUGACGCCCGCCGAAGGCGACUUGAAGCUGGCCGGUUUGGCCAGUCCCUCUAGCGGCUACUCCAGCCAAUCCGAGACCCCGACUUCCGCAUUCCCCGCCGCCUUCUUCCCCGGCCCGCUGUCGCCUCGCGGCGCCAAGCGGAAACCCAAAGUACCGGAGAGGAAGUCAUCACUCGCCUCCAAGUCGGAACCCGAAUCACUCGUCAUCCCGGAGUUAAGUGUCUUUAACUGCGUCCUUGACAACCGGACACCGAAUGGACCUUCUCUGACCGUCACCCCCGCCGCGCUUCACGCGGUCCAGCUGCGAUCCAUCCGCAAGGAACCCGACCCGAGUCCUGACUGCCCCAUUGACGUUUUUGACAACCCGACAUCAUUAGAAACGAAGAGUCGACCCUCGGAUGAAUUCCAACCGGCAUUUUCUUCCGACGAGGAGCUCGUCAACGGUGAGACGACGUCGCCGCCUCUGGACGAGGAAGAAGGCGAGUCGUCUCUCUCGCCGCCCGACGAAGAUCUCUACCCCUCGACGCCAAGUCCAACUGAUCGUCGGGACCAAACGCCCGCCGUAAGUCCGGGAAGCGAUGAAGAAAACCGAGCGUGCGAGUCGGAGAUGGAACUGAUGGCUAAAGAGGAAGAACCGCCUGCCGUUGAGAACCUCAGCAAAGAUUCAGAAAUGGAGACCUCGCGGCUGAACGAGUCGCAAGUGGAUGACGACGCCGUUUUUGUGUCGCCCACUAGAAGUCGCACCACGGACGACCUCUUCGCCGCCAUCCACAGGUCGAAGAGGAAAGUGUUGGGCAGGAAGGAUUCUGGCGAACUUUCAGCGAGGAACGGCCCCUCGUCUCUCAGCGGCGCAUCGCCGCCGGCCCGCUCCCCAGCUCCCGCCGUGUCACCUCUAACGCCGUCGCCAUCGGGCCCGCAGAGGGUCCCGGGCCCCAUCUACCGGAACGCCAAAAAGUCCAGUACCUCCAACGAGGAGUUCAAGCUUCUCCUGCUCAAGAAGGGAAGUCGCUCCGAGUCGAGCUACCGUAUGUCGGCCACAGAGAUCCUCAAGAGCCCCGUCGCACCCAGGGGCCACUCGGCGGGGGACGAGGAGGCGGCGGAAAACAACGAGGACGCCGAGGUGUUUUCGCCCAGGAACUUCGCAUCGCCUCAAACUAGGUUGGGCCGCACUAGGAUUCCACCACCCGCCAAUAGCAGCCGCUACGCCGCACGCGCCCGCUUUUACUCUGCGCCAAUGCAGGCCAUCUCCGAGGGAGAGGCGGAGAACUCAGACGGGAGCCCCCACGACGACGACGUACCCCCGCGUCCGCGAUUUGCCUGACCCGCUCACGGGAACCCACUUCCGUGACACUUUCCGAGCACAAAACGCAAAGCAUUCAUUUAUCAAGGAAACAACAGGAAAAAAUCAUGCAUUCAAAUAUUUGAACCCUUUAUAUGGCAAGUGACUACGGAAGCGUAUUGCUGCCACUCAAUAGAAAAUAAGUCCAGUAUCAUGUUUUUACAUCAUAGUUAUCACGGUUUUACAUGAUAAUAUCAAGUAACACGUUUUUAUAUAUUAUCAUCUAAUAACGUGAUAAAUAUCAUGUAAAAACAUGAUCAUUAACAUGUAAAAUCGUAAAAAACUAUGAUGUAAACUGAUGAUUAUCAUGUAAAGAUGUGACACUAUCCUGUAAAAACGUGAUAAUUAACAUGUAAUCAUGAAAAACAUGAUAAUUGGCAUGUAAAAACAUGAUAAUUGGCAUGUAAAAACGUGAUCAUUCUGUGUUCAAACGUGAUAAUUUUCAUGUAAAAACGCAAUACUAUCAUGUGAAAACAUGGAACAUAAUUUUGUAAAAACGCGACAUAGGAAAACGUGACAUUUAUUUCAAAACGAGAUAAUUAACAUGUAUAAACAAAGAUUAUCAUUUAAAAACGAUAACAUGUAAAAAGGUACUCAUGAAAAACGUGAUAAUUAUCAUGUAAAAACAAAGAUUAUCAUUUAAGAACGAUAACAUGUAAAAUGGUACUCAUGAAAAACGUGAUCAUUGUCAUGUAAAAACGUGAAAACUAGUAAGAACGUGGUAAUUAUGUAAAAUGAUUAUUUUCAUGUAAAAACAGUGAUAUUAGGUAAAAACAAUUAUCAUUAAAAAGUUGAUACUAUCCUGUAAAAACAUGAAAACAGGAAAAUUUUGAAAAAACGUUAUAAUUUACAUGUAAAAAUGUGAUAACUGUAUUUUAAAAACAUAAUUAUCAGGUAAAAACGUGAUAAUUAUCAUUUAAAAAUGUGAUAAUUCAUGUAAAAACGUGAAAACCCAUUUAAAAAGGUGAUAAUUAUCUUGUACAAACGUUAUAAUUCAUGUAAAAACGGGAUAAUGAUCAUUUUAAAACAUGAUCAUUACCAUGUCAAAACGUGAAAACUACUAAGAACGUGGUAAUUGUCAUGUAAAAAUGUGAUAACCAUCAGGUAAAAACAUAUUUAAAAAAUGAUACUAUCCUGUAAAAACAUGAAAACUAAUGUAAGACCAGGAAAAUUGUGUAAAAACGUUAUCAUUUACAUGUAAAUACAUGAUAACUAUAUUGUAAAAACGUGGUAGUUAUCAGGUAAAACCGUGAAAACAUCUAUAAACGUGAUAAUUAUCAUUUAAAAACACGAGAACAAGUAAAAAUGUCAUAAUUAUCAUCUGAAAACAUGAUAAUUCAUGUAAAAAUGAUAAUUAUCAUUUGAAAACAUGAUAAUUAACAUGUAACGUGAUAACUAGUUAGAACGUGACAAUGCUCAUGUAGAAAUGUGAUUAUUUUCAUGUGAAACUUAAUAACCAUCGGGUAAAAACAAUUAUUAAAAAUUUGAUACUAUCCUGUAAAAACACAAAUACUCAUGUAAGAACAUUUUGUAAAAACAUGAUAAUUUACACGUAAAAAGUAGUAAUUAUCACGUAAAAAUGUGAAACCAUCUAAAAACGUGCUAAUUAUGUAAAAGCAUUCAAACUGUCAUGUAAGAACGUGAUAAUUACCAUGCAAAAUUGUGGAAACAUUGACGCACUGUCUGCAGAAGGGAUGACAAUUCAAACAAUUUUUAUUUCAAAGGUUGAGGUAUUCUACAGUUAUUAAGCACCGUGGACGUUGUUAGAAUAAGUAAGCGGAAUUUAAAGUGUUUGCAAUGGGUUUUAAAGUUAAUUAACAUUUUAGAUAAUAGUCUUUAGAUUUUUACAUGAUAUUUAUCACGUUUUUAACACAGUUUUCACGUUUUGAGUCCUGUACACCGCAGUAUUAACCCUUUAUAGGACAGGUAACAAUUUUUAGCCAUUAGAGCUGGACGUUUUCAAUAACAAACAGAAAAUGAAUAAUAAGCAAAAUUAUUUUUACAGAUUUUUUACUUUUAAAUUUUCCAGCAAAUAGUCAUAGUAUUUCAACGGUGGGGAAAAGUCAGAUUUUUAAAGUAUUUGUCUCUUAAAAACUCGUACAAAAAAAAGAACAAUUUUGAAAUGUAACGGAUAUUUUUCACAAUAAAAAUAUGAUAUUUUUGAACUACAACUUUUAACUACAACAAAUAAGUUACGUCUCAACAAUUAAAAUUGAAUCUAUUUUUAACUGAUCAAAAAAUGGACGUGUAUAUUUUUUCACCCAAAAAUUUCCAGAAUUUAAAAAAUGUUUUUUUUUGUUUUUCAGAAAAAUGAACUUUUCUGACAUAAUCACGCAGAAAGAAAAAUGGAUUCCUUCCGAAAUUAGGGUGAACAUGGAUGGAUGCUUAUGACGGAUUUAGUCAUUUAUUCAGCGGUUUAGCGUUGUUAUGCUAAAAUCUUUGGCUGCCAUUGACGGCAGUAGACAACCAAUCCAUUUUUUACUCCCAGUUGAACGGGAUUGGAAGUCUAUUGCCGUCAGUGGCUGUUUACAAUGGUCAUUUCUUUUACAAACUACCAGACGGGGGGGGUAGCAAGACACCCUAGCACCACUGCUGUCUAAAAAUGCUCCCAGAUUCACAGAAAAUGAACCAAAAAAAUCCCCAAAAUGAAUAAGAAGUGAGCUAUACAUUAGCCAAACUCAACAGGAAGUGACCCAUAAAUAUUUCCAAAUAAAACAUGACCUGUACAUUAGCCAAAUUGACUAGGAAGUGACCCAUAAAUACCCCAAAAUAAACAGUAAGCGACCUGAAAAUGCCCGAAAAUCAAAAGACAUGGCCAACAUACAUUGGAAGUUUCCCAGAAAUGCCCCAAAACCAAGGGUGUAGGUUUGGUUUCAACAUUGGUAGGGUUGCUAGAACAGCAUAACAUGCACGUACACUUUUUGCUGGGGACGGGACAUUAAUAAGACCAAACAAACUGGGUACAUUUCUCAAAAAUAGCUGGUUCCUACGUAAAAAUGAAGAAAAUUACAAUAAUUUUCAUGGGAGAAAGUCAUUUUUCGAUUUUUCCUUCAUAUGAAGGAAAUUUACGGUGGUUGUGUUUGUUUUUUCUUUGUUUUUUUUGGGGGGUGGGGGUUAAAAAUGUGCAUAGGCUGCAAAUAAAAAUAUUUUUUAAAUGAUGUAGAAAAUACAUUUUAAUUAGGGACUAAAUGCACAAAAUGCACAGUUGAAUUAACGUUAACACACGUCUCUAAGCAGCUUUCUACUCGAGUUUUACAGGUUAGCAAGUUCACACAGUUUAAUGUUAUGCUAACUCGGAUGCAGGUCGGACUUUCAGUAGCAAAAUUAGUGCUGUGUUCCCCACCUCCACAACAUUGGUGUCUUUUUACCUUACUUACUGUGGCUGCUUCUGCUCGCCAAAAAAACAACUUUUAAUAUCCCUCCUCUUCAAAGUGGGCAGUGGAGGCGGCAUGUUGACAUGUAUUUCUGUCGGGAUUGUGUUAAUGUGGGGGUUCUAGUCAUCAGCGAAUCAAAUGUGCGUUUGAGGGGGACAAAAAUGGACCGGCACAUUCAGCAAGUGAAAAGGGGUAAAUGUAAGUCUGAACAUAAUUACAUAAGUAAUUCACUUAAUAAUGGUAGGGUCAAUUCUAUCCUUACAACAUAUGGGAAGACAAUCUAAAUUACCUAUAAAACUGAACUCAUUAUGUAAUGCUAAAAAGGUUGCUUAAAAGUUGGUGGGUAGUUAAUUAGUAGUUAAUUGGUGGUAGUUAGUUCGAAUAAUCGAGUUAUCGGAUAAGGAACACUGUAAAAUUAAAAUACCUGAGCUGAGCCAAAAAUUGUAUAAAAAUAGAUAAAAAAGGAUCUAUGUACAACAAAAGAACAAUUGGCUAACUUGCAUAGCAAAAGUCUGCUAGCUUAAAUGCUAUAAAACGCUAACAUUUUUUUUUUUACAAUGCUCCUAACAAUUGGUUCAGACACAUAUUCCCACAAAAAACGGCUAAAUGUACCUAUAAACUAAAUUACAAAUGCAUUAAAAAACAUGAGCAAAAACUUAGCUGACGUUGGUCUGAACAGGGAGCAGUUGGAUUUGAAAUGAGGCAGAGCAGAGGGUAGUGUAUCCACUCUAAUCAGUAAAACAAAAUGCAAACACUUUCAAAAUAAACCAUUACAACCCCACUUUAAUUAAUCGAAUACUCGAAGUAACAAAAUUUAAUUAGAAUAUUAUUUUCUCAUCAAAUACUCGAAUUAAUCAAUUAAUCGUUGCAGCACUAAAAGGAAUUUAACUUAAAUUAACAGGUAGUGAUAUGAAAUGACCUAGGAAUGCCGUAAAACCAAUAGGAAGUGGCAACAAGAUACCCUAGCGACGCAGCUGCUAUGUAUGACGACACAUAUACUUAAUGACGUAAUGACAUAUGUCAUAAGCAUCCAUUCAUAUUCAUGACAGGUGUCAUAACAUGAUUAUAACACUGUCAUAAGAAAUUGCAACCAAAAACAACUCUUUUUCAUCUCAACAACAAUUUGUUUCUCAUCUUUUUACAAUUUUCAUCGCACAGUUUAGCAGCGAGAAGAAAGUUCCGGUAAGUGUGCAGGCGAAGAGGAAGUCGUUUACAAAAAAAUAAAAAGACACGACGGAAGCGUUGGAAUGACGCUUUGAAGGUCGAAUCGAACGUGUUGUUUUUUUUUGGGUUUGGUUGACUUGGGUGUGUUUGCUUGGAAACGUUGAAGAGUUAACGCAUGUCGGACGCUGUUUGGUGAAGCCCCGCCCCUUUUCACGUGCAUGCAAUCUAAUCAAAGAGUCUAUUUUAUGCAGAUUUAUUGUUUUAUAAGACGACACAUAGCAAUAAUAGUCACAAAGGCACAAUAACUUGAUCCUGAACUCUCCGCUAGGCCUUAAACUAUCCUUUUUUUUUUUUGUAAAAUUUUAUUGUAAAUACACGUUAUUGUAGCAAAGAUGCUAACAGGGUACACAAAGGAUUUUGUCAUUCCAACUUUUGUUUUUUAGCACUGAUAAGUGAUUUUUUUGUGUGUGUGUGUUUUCAUCUUUGCUGUACUUCCUGACAACAACACGGAGGGAUUUGGACUACACCGCCACCUUGUGGUCGUAUUUAGUUUUUGUACAAACGUGUAAAUGGAAUGAGCAUUGAAUUGUGUACAAAAAUGUGUUUACAUGGACUUAAAAGUGUUGUACAUUUCUGAGCUGAGGAGAAAAAUAAAUUGUCUUGUAUUUAUUUUGUUAGGAAACUACAUUGGUGGAGUGCAAAUGUGGGAAAAUAAACGGACUGCUUUGAAAAAUGAUGCUGGUUUCUUUGUAAUGGGAGUUAAAUGAGCGUGGGAUUGUCUAUGGAGGUAGAUUUGUGUCUUUAUUACUCGAUCAACUCGAUCAAAAAAAAAAAAAAAAAAAAAGUCGCUUCAAUCAAAAUGUUUUCAACCAAAAAAAAGUCAAUUAAAAAAAAAGUGAAUGCAAAAAUUUGAAACUCAAAAACGUCUGACCAAUAGCGCGAAGUGAACAUUUGUGUCAAAAAGAUUUUUUUUAAAAAGUGCAUUCAACACUUUUUCCUCUUCAAUCAAAAAAGUUCAAAACUUUUUGCACUAAAAAAAUAAAAAGUGACACUUCAGUAAAAAAAAAUAUCCUACCCAUAAUGUCCCAUAAUUACCCACAAAUGUCCUAGCCAAAAUGUGACCCAAACGC
Corythoichthys intestinalis (scribbled pipefish) is the source of this 9835-nucleotide messenger RNA. It is a transcript of the gene nhsa, whose product is annotated as Nance-Horan syndrome a (congenital cataracts and dental anomalies). The record is from RefSeq and is a predicted model, not a curated record. The coding region runs from base 889 to 4149 and encodes 1086 amino acids. The transcript is spliced from 9 exons. Lineage: Eukaryota; Metazoa; Chordata; Actinopteri; Syngnathiformes; Syngnathidae. Gene Ontology annotation, biological process: lens development in camera-type eye; cell differentiation.